This is a messenger RNA of Polyodon spathula (Mississippi paddlefish), 1297 nucleotides long. RefSeq names its product carbohydrate sulfotransferase 1-like. Gene Ontology annotation, molecular function: keratan sulfotransferase activity; N-acetylglucosamine 6-O-sulfotransferase activity. The record is from RefSeq and is a predicted model, not a curated record. The transcript is spliced from 2 exons. Lineage: Eukaryota; Metazoa; Chordata; Actinopteri; Acipenseriformes; Polyodontidae. Gene Ontology annotation, cellular component: Golgi membrane. Bases 23 to 1285 code for a protein of 420 amino acids. Gene Ontology annotation, biological process: N-acetylglucosamine metabolic process; keratan sulfate proteoglycan metabolic process; carbohydrate metabolic process.
GCAGUUCCAUGAGGCUUACAGGAUGGAGUGCUCUUGGAAAACAGUUGUGCUCUUAGUGUGUGCAUCCCUUGGGAUCCAAUAUACUGCAAUCCGGUCCUUUAGAGAUACUUUUAGCUCUCCAUGUCAAGGUGGCGAUCACUGCCAGCAUAGGGAGCCCAAAGAGUACCGAUGGAGGUCCCCUUGUUAUGAAGGACAUCAAUCGCAUGGGCCAUUUCACUAUCACGCCAAGAAGCACAUCAUCCUUUUUGCUACCACCAGGAGUGGUUCCUCUUUCACGGGUCAGCUCUUUAACCAACACCCAGAUAUAUUUUAUUUGUUUGAGCCCCUCUACCAUGUCCAGCAGGCAUUCACUAAUUCAAGUGCCAGGCUCCGUAAAAUCCUUGACCGCCGUGCCCUACUGGGAGCCAGCAGGGACCUGCUCCACAACCUGUACAAUUGUGACUUUCACUUCCUGGAGAACUACAUCAAGCCAGAGCCAAGGGACCAUGCUACAGGUUCAUUUUUCAGGAGGGGAUCCAGCAGUGCCUUAUGUUCUCCUCCGGUCUGUGAGGACAGUCCUGACACACAUGAGCCAGAUGAGAUCUGGUGCUCUAAAAAGUGCCGGUCGCUCAAUCUUACGUUGGCAGGCAGGGCAUGUCAGGACCGAGGCCACAUGGCUAUCAAGACAGUCAGGAUCCCUGAAAUAAAGGACCUGAAGAUCCUCUCAGAAGACCCCAGGCUUAACCUGAAAAUUGUGCACUUGGUCCGUGAUCCUCGAGGGAUCCUAGCUUCAAGAAUGACCGCCUUCAUGGACCAGUUCCGGGCCUGGAAAAUCUGGAACGCCACUGGCAGGAAACCCCAUUACGUGGAUCUCGCCCAAAUCACCAGGACCUGCAAAGAUCUGUCAGAUUCAGCCGAGACUGGGUUUAGAAAGCCUACCUGGUUGAAAGGAAGGUACAUGCUGGUUCGUUAUGAGGACUUGGCCAAAGAGCCUGUGGAGAAAGCCAAAGAGAUUUACAAGUUCAUAGGCUUGGACAUGGAUGAUAAGAUCCACACGUGGAUACUGCACAACACCAAUGGAAGCAAUGCUCCAGAAGGAAAUUACAAAUUUACAACCACCAGAAACUCUAAAGCAACUGCUGAAGGAUGGAGAUUAAACUUGUCUUUUGAUAUUGUUCAGACAGUCCAGAAUCUCUGCAAUACUACCUUAUCUCAGCUAGGGUACAGAAAUGUAAACUCAGUGGCUGACCUGAGGAACUUGUCAAACAGUGUAGUUGAACCAAGAACCUUCUUGCCAUUUUUAUAGAAUUUAAAUUUA